Messenger RNA from Williopsis jadinii, 1981 nucleotides. RefSeq names its product MFS general substrate transporter. Bases 61 to 1965 code for a protein of 634 amino acids. The record is from RefSeq and is a predicted model, not a curated record. Lineage: Eukaryota; Fungi; Ascomycota; Saccharomycetes; Phaffomycetales; Wickerhamomycetaceae. Gene Ontology annotation, biological process: transmembrane transport. The transcript has a single exon. Gene Ontology annotation, molecular function: transmembrane transporter activity.
GCUAUGUGUGCAUUGCUAACUCUAUGAAGGAUUUUACCGAUUCAAAGGGUACUUCUGAAGAUGUCAUCGCAAAGCUCAGAGAAGGCUCCUGUUCAAACCACGCCUGCUGAGAAAGAUCUCGAGAAGUUUUCCAGUCAUCCAUCCGUAGAUGAUGAGAAUAGCUCAGACUCACAACCAGAGUACUUCAAGUCUCGUGGUGUGCAACGUAUGGAUUGGGUUAAGGCAUCCAUGGAUAGUACCAAGAAGGGUAAACGGUUGAGAAUUUACUUCUUUGUGCUUCUUGUGGUUAUUUCCUGGGUGUCCACCUUCGACUCCUACACCACAUAUAAUUAUUCCCCCGCUGCUACAUCUGCUUUCGGUUACCACUCUUUGUUAUCAACUAUCAGUGUUGCUGAUUCCAUCAUUAGUGCAGUGUCGAAAAUCUGGAUUGCAAAGAUUGCAGAUGUUACAUCAAGACCAUGGACAUACGCAUUAGCUCUUGUCUUUUACACAUUGGGCUCUGUAAUGGCUGCUGCUUCAAACAAUGUCACUACAUACGCUGCCGGAUCUGUAUUUAUCGCUAUUGGUUCUUCUGGUAUUGGGCUUUUGAACACGAUUAUCUCCGGUGAUAUCACCCCAUUGAAAUAUAGAGGUCUUGUUCUUGGCCUUCUUUCUACACCUUAUCUCAUCAACGCGUGGUUCACUGGCUUGAUUGUUGAAGCUGUUCUUAACGGAAACUGGAGAUGGGGUUAUGGUAUGUUCUGUAUAAUCAUGCCAGCGACAGUUGGUCCUGCAUUGUUAGUCAUGUCAUGGCUAGAACACAAAGCUAAAGCAACUCAAGCAGCUCUUGGAGCGAUUGUGGACCGUCCAAAGAGAUCUUUUAAAGAAAAAAUGCAACUCAUAUGGGAUUCAUCACUUGAAUGCGAUUUCUUUGGUUUGCUUCUUCUAGGUUUUGGAUGGGCUCUGCUUCUAUUGCCAUUCUCACUUUAUACAUCUGCUUCAAAGGGUUGGAAAAAUCCAUCUUUGAUCGCUAUGUUUGUUGUUGGCGGUGUCUUGUUAGUUGCAUACACUUUCUACGAGUUUUACGUUGCUCCGCAUCCAUCAAUGCCAAAACGUGUUUUGCUUAACAGAACGUUCAUGACAGCUUCAUGUAUUGACUUCUUUUACCAACUGGGCGGUAUGAUACGUCUUCUCUACCUUUCAUCUUAUGCGUUAGUCUGUUUCAAUUGGUCAUAUAAAAACUGGACAUACUUUAACAACACUUUCACCAUGGCAUCAUGUUUCUUCGGUGUCGUCGUUGGUGUUAUUCAGAGAUAUACCCAUCGUACAAAAUACUUACAAUGCUUUGGAUUAGCACUUCAAGUUGUUGCUAUGGGAAUUACACUUUGGGCCCGUUAUGAUCAUUUAUCAACUGCUGCACUUGUUUGGACUCAGAUCUUGAUUGGUAUGGGAGCUGCAUGCUCUGUUGUUGGGUCUCAAGUUGCUUCCCAAGCCUCCGUUCCGCAUCAGGAUAUGGCGUUGGUCAUUGCUCUGUUGUCCCAAUGGUCUUCUAUCGGUAAUGCCAUUGGUUCUGCGGUUGCUGGAGCUAUUUGGCAGACGAAAAUGCCAGCAGCUUUGAGACACUAUAUGCCAUCGUCUGUGAACGAUACCGAAGUUCUCACUUUAUAUGGCUCCGUCAUGGAUAUCUACGCCUUACCGUUUGAUUCACCGGAAAGAGAGGCUGCUAAGAUGGCUUACUUUGAUGUUAGUUAUUAUCUCUUCGCACCGGCUUUAGGGUUAACCUGCAUCCCAUUCCUUGUAUCAUUUUUCCAGAAGAACUUCUACCUGGGCGAUGAUCAAAAUGCCAUCGAAUCCAAAUUAGAACAAUGGAACCGUCCACCAAAGAACCUUAUGGAGAAAGUCAUGAGGUUCUGUGAUGAACCAUUUAAAUACAAACAGUACUCGAAAAAGUGGGCAGAAGAGACUAAUGGCUCUUCCGAUAAAUGACAACUAGACAAUCAAU